UUGGUGUCCCACUUUUAAUGCAAUUUUCUGAUAGCUUUGGGAAUAGGAUCUUGUAUCUAGUAAGGGUGAACAACCAAUUUGGGAAUGGAAAGAAGUGCCAAAGUGACUUUACCCACUGCACACUGGAAACAUGGAGUACCAAAAGCUACUGUGUGUCCAAUGACUUACCAAGAGUCUUUUGUGUCUGACUUGGAUGAGUCAAGCGGUGAAAUUCAGACUUCUUCUCCUGACAUCUCCCAGUCAGCCCAUCAGUCCAGUGUAGUCAAUGACAAUCCCACUUUUCCAUUGGUCAGGGCAGUGACAGAGCCACAGCUGACUGUGCUAGCGAUCCCCAACAUACUGAAAUGGCACUCUCUGCUCCCAAAGCCAAUGAGCACAGAAGAGUUGACAAUGGCAACAAUCACCCGAUUGCAAAAAGAGACAGCAGAACACAUCAAGCGCAACCGAAGGAUGAUGCACCGUGCAAUUGCUGGAGCAGGUCAACAAUGCAGGCAGAGGAACAACCUCCCAUCCACCAGACCCAUCAACAUCCAGCAAAACGCAAGUACCUUGGCCAGAACACGGAAGCCCAAAUUGGACCCAGAGUACAGAGAGUUCAACUUUGUCCAGGAGCUCCGCAAAUAUCCACCCUCGACAUACUCUAUCCAAGGGUGCACUGUGCCAAAACCAUUCCAACUAUCUGAGAAAUGGAGCCAAAGGAAUGAGGCAGAGAAUGAGCCCUACGUGCCAAUGGCUGAAUUCAUUAACAGACUGGAAUAUCGGACUGGAGGAUGCUGCAAGCUGCUCAAGCACCAAGGGGCUCCAGGUACCACAUCCCUCCUGUCUCUUCACUUGUACCCCUCAAGAAAUCUCUUGCUUUGUAAAGAAACUACAUUCUGACCAGCACAGACCAUCCCAGCAACCUGGGAAAAGUGAGUAGAAGAGAACUAGGAAGGCAAUUCAGUGGUCUCUAAUCACAGGGUGCUGACUUGAUCCUUGUGUUGGUUGGAUUGCAUUUGGUCAUCUUUCUCUACUCCCAAUGUUUUGCAAGAGGUACAGCAUGGUUGGUGCACUUGUAAUGGGUCUGACUUGCCAACUAACAGUAUGCAACAACUAGAUGAAAAGUGAAGAAAACUACUUCAUAUUUAAAGCAGGUUUUGACUGCAGAGAAGUCAGCUUCUGAGCUCAUGGUAGUCAAAUCUCUAUCAUUUUAGCAACCCCAAGCCAUUUGGUUACCUAGAAACCAGUUGCAUGGUGGUUGGCAGGCAAAAAGAUUUUCAGUCUUCCUGAUCGCUAGUCUGUAGACUACUCACUUCCUGCUUGGCACCUGGAGGAGCAUCUCUACACAACCUUGGCUCCAAUGUAUCUUUAACAACUUUUUACUGUUCAAAUGCAUGCCAUGAGUGUCAAAUUACUCUUUUUAAAAUGCUACUGGUGUUCUCAUUCUGCCCACUUUUUUGAAAGUUCAAAACUAAUAGUCUUUGCACUCAGCUGUAAUGUAAGGCUUUGAAACCAUACCUCCCCAAAGCAUUAGCCCAAGUCUUUGGUUUACCAGUCCUGUAGCAUUACCACUAUGCCACCAUCUGCCCAUAAACCAUUGUGAUUAUUUUGUUACAGGAUUAGUAACAUUUCAACCUCUUGUGGGCAAAAGUUGAAAUUAAGCAGGUGAUGCAGUGCCUAAAAUACAACUAUCCAUCUACUAUCUGUCCUCAUGUGGACAACAUUGGUCAGACUCGAUGCCCAACCACAACUGCCCAGAGGCAGUUAGGAGUCCCACAUAGAUUUAGACCUAGUAAGACUGGCAGAUUUCCUUAAGACGGUAAAUUAGAUGGAUGUUCACCACAAUUGGUGGUGAAAUGGUUGUUACAAAACUUUUAUUCCAAUCAGAAAUCCUGAUGUUACCAUCAGCUGAGGAUUUGAUCCCAUGUCCUCUGAGCCAAAGUUUUCAGUAACGACAUUCCCAGCUAUGGUGCUAUCUCAACACCACCAUGUGAUAGGUCAUGGGACCAGAGUCACUUCAACUACCCCUCCCUCUUCCAGAAAGGGGAGCUCACAAAAAAAUCAUGGCUUCUUUCCUCCUGUAUCCCAAAACAUCUUGGAUUGCUGGGACCAGGAUGAAUUUCCAGGAUACUAAACCUAGGGGAGAAAGAUAUUGAAUAGGAGCUAAGCUGUCACUAACUUAGACUUGGGAGCAAAGGUCAGCCAUUCAACCCAUCCAGGUGUCUGUCUCUUUCAAUGAGACAAUGGUUGAUCUGCAUACUCCCCCCACAACAACACCACCUCCCAAUCCUCCACUUCAUCUGACUUUACACGCUCAAGGCCAAGAUGCAGGCUUUUAUUAAUGACCCAGCCUCAACAGCUUAGUGAAGAAUUGGGCAGAUUAACUCCAGAAAUUCUCAUCUGCUUUAAAAGGGUGACUCCUUUGUCCAAGACUCUCCCUAAUGGCAAACAGACUUCCCACACCUACCAUGUCAAAUCUUCCAGGAAUCUUUGUUUCAAGGCGUCCUCAUUUGGUAUUCCAAGUACAAGCCCAAUCUCCGGGCAGUUCCCCCUCCCUAGGAUCAGUCGUGACCUUUGUUGAGACAGCCUCAAGUCCAUGCAGCUUUUCUUAAGGAGUACAAGACAGUUCAGUAUUCUGUCUAGUGCCUGGUAUUAGCAAAUCUUCACUGACCUCCCCUUGUAAUUUUUCUGGUAUUCAUAGGAGCAAAAUGACUUCUGAAACAAGCCGCCAGGAUUGGGAAACUGUCUGAACUGUCCAAAGACAUCUUUUGCCAGUCAUGAUUCGUUGCUGAUUUGCAUUACCCAACUGGUGUGAGGAAACUUUUUUCAGCUUGAUUUUGCUCUUCAGCUCUAAUUCAAGUUUGCAAUUCUGUUUCUGAUACACCCCCUACAUAAUCAAUUGUCCCAUGUCCUGCCUCUCUCUGCAUACACUUAUGCUCUGUCUGAUCUACCAGUUGCUGACAUUUGAGUGGGCUAAAUGUCACUUAUCUGUGUAAUGUGACUUCUGCCAGACUUUUGGGAAGAACAUAUCAUCUGGCAGAUUUGACUCCACUUUUUUAAUGGACCUUCGUUUUGGAAGUGCUGGAAUAGCAACCAAGUCCCCAAGGAAGUUGGGAAGCAAGUGGACAGAGACUUAACCUAGUAAAUUUUGUAUGAUUUUAAAUGUUUGGAAUUUUAUGAAUAAAAGUUUGUCAUUGA
Molecule: messenger RNA, 3177 nt
Organism: Rhincodon typus (whale shark)
Lineage: Eukaryota; Metazoa; Chordata; Chondrichthyes; Orectolobiformes; Rhincodontidae
Product: targeting protein for Xklp2-A-like
Exons: 7
Coding region: 85-879 (264 amino acids)
Source: RefSeq, a predicted model, not a curated record